AUGUUGGCAAGCUUGGGAGAAGUAGGUAGACCGCAGCAGGCAGAGGGGAUUCGAAGUGUGAUGAUCCCAAAGCAGGGCCGAGCUGGUGAAGGCCCCUACCGGCUGUCCCCACACUUGGCCCAGGCCUUCCUGCUCAUGCUCCAGAGUAGGGAGUGUGGAUCUAGAUUUCUCAUCACAUCCACGGGCGCCUUGUAUAUUAAAGAUGUACAGAAUGAAGAUGGAUUGUAUAACUACCGCUGUGUCACGCGGCACAGAUACACCGGGGAGACCAGGCAAAGUAACAGCGCUAGACUUUUUGUAUCAGACCCAGCGAACUCAGCCCCAUCCAUACUGGAUGGGUUUGAUCACCGCAAAGCCAUGGCAGGGCAGCGUGUGGAGCUACCUUGCAAAGCGCUUGGGCACCCUGAGCCAGAUUACCGCUGGCUGAAGGACAACAUGCCCCUGGAACUCUCUGGAAGGUUCCAGAAGACCGUGACAGGGCUGCUUAUUGAGAACACACGUCCCUCAGACUCAGGCAGCUAUGUGUGUGAAGUGUCCAACAGAUAUGGAACUGCUAAGGUGAUAGGCCGCCUGUACGUGAAACAGCCACUGAAAGCUACCAUCAGCCCCAGGAAAGUUAAAAGCAGUGUGGGCAGCCAGGUUUCCUUGUCCUGCAGUGUGACUGGAAGUGAGGACCAGGAACUCUCCUGGUACCGAAAUGGUGAAAUACUCAACCCUGGAAAAAAUGUGAGGAUCACAGGGAUCAACCACGAAAACCUUAUAAUGGAUCACAUGGUCCGAAGUGACGGGGGAGCAUACCAGUGCUUCGUGCGCAAGGACAGGCUGUCCGCUCAAGACUUUGUGCAGGUGGUCCUUGAAGAUGGAACUCCCAAAAUCAUUUCCGCCUUUAGUGAGAAAGUGGUGAGUCCGGCAGAGGCCGUCUCCCUGAUGUGCAACGUGAAGGGAACGCCGCUGCCCACGAUCACGUGGACCCUGGACGAUGACCCCAUCCUCAAGGGCGGCAGCCACCGCGUCAGCCAGAUGAUCACGUCGGAAGGCAACGUGGUCAGCUACCUGAACAUCUCCAGCUCUCAGGUCCGCGACGGGGGCGUGUACCGCUGCACGGCCAACAACUCGGCGGGCGUCGUCCUCUACCAGGCUCGAAUAAACGUAAGAGGGCCUGCAAGCAUUCGACCAAUGAAAAAUAUCACAGCAAUAGCGGGACGGGACACAUACAUUCACUGUCGUGUGAUUGGCUAUCCGUAUUACUCCAUCAAAUGGUACAAGAACUCAAAUCUGCUUCCUUUCAACCACCGCCAAGUGGCAUUUGAGAAUAAUGGAACCCUAAAACUCUCAGAUGUGCAGAAGGAAGUUGAUGAGGGGGAGUACACCUGCAACGUGCUGGUCCAGCCCCAACUCUCCACCAGCCAGAGUGUCCAUGUGACGGUCAAAGUUCCACCUUUUAUCCAGCCUUUUGAGUUUCCGAGGUUCUCCAUUGGACAGCGGGUAUUCAUCCCAUGCGUUGUGGUCUCAGGGGACUUGCCCAUCACCAUCACCUGGCAGAAAGAUGGCCGGCCAAUCCCAGCAAGCCUCGGGGUGACCAUUGACAACAUUGACUUCACAAGCUCUCUAAGGAUUUCCAAUCUUUCCCUGAUGCACAAUGGGAAUUAUACCUGCAUAGCCCGCAACGAGGCAGCAGCAGUGGAGCACCGAAGCCAGCUAAUCGUGAGAGUUCCUCCCAAGUUUGUGGUUCAACCGCGGGACCAGGAUGGGAUUUAUGGCAAGGCUGUCAUCCUCAAUUGCUCAGCUGAAGGUUACCCUGUACCCACCAUCGUGUGGAAAUUCUCUAAAGGUGCUGGGGUUCCCCAGUUCCAACCGAUUGCCCUGAAUGGCCGAAUUCAGGUCCUCAGCAACGGGUCUCUGUUGAUCAAGCACGUGGUGGAAGAAGACAGUGGCUACUAUCUGUGCAAGGUCAGCAACGAUGUGGGCGCGGACGUCAGCAAGUCCAUGUACCUCACGGUGAAAAUUCCUGCGAUGAUUACAUCCUACCCAAACACCACCCUGGCCACUCAGGGUCAAAAGAAGGAAAUGAGCUGCACGGCCCACGGUGAGAAGCCCAUCAUAGUCCGCUGGGAGAAAGAGGACCGGAUCAUUAACCCUGAAAUGGCCCGUUAUCUCGUGUCCACCAAGGAGGUGGGGGAGGAGGUGAUUUCUACUCUGCAGAUUUUGCCAACGGUAAGAGAAGAUUCUGGCUUCUUCUCCUGUCACGCUAUCAAUUCUUAUGGGGAGGACCGUGGAAUAAUUCAGCUCACGGUGCAAGAGCCCCCAGACCCUCCUGAAAUUGAGAUCAAAGACGUGAAGGCGCGCACCAUCACCCUCAGGUGGACCAUGGGCUUUGACGGGAACAGCCCCAUCACGGGCUAUGACAUUGAAUGCAAAAAUAAAUCAGACUCCUGGGAUUCUGCUCAGAGAACCAAAGACGUUUCCCCUCAGCUGAACUCGGCCACCAUCAUUGACAUCCACCCUUCCUCCACCUACAGCAUCCGCAUGUACGCCAAGAACCGGAUUGGCAAGAGUGAGCCUAGCAACGAGCUGUCCAUCACCGCGGACGAGGCAGCUCCUGAUGGCCCACCUCAGGAAGUCCACCUGGAGCCCAUCUCUUCCCAGAGCAUCAGGGUCACCUGGAAGGCUCCCAAAAAACAUUUGCAAAACGGGAUUAUCCGUGGCUACCAGAUUGGUUACCGCGAGUAUAGCACCGGAGGCAACUUCCAGUUCAACAUCAUCAGUAUCGACACCACAGGGGACAGUGAGAUUUACACCCUGGACAACCUCAACAAGUUCACCCAGUACGGCCUGGUGGUGCAGGCCUGCAACCGGGCCGGGACGGGGCCUUCUUCUCAGGAAAUCAUCACCACCACCCUCGAGGACGUGCCCAGUUACCCCCCCGAAAAUGUCCAAGCCAUAGCAACUUCACCAGAAAGCAUAUCAAUAUCCUGGUCCACACUUUCCAAGGAAGCCUUGAACGGAAUUCUCCAGGGGUUCAGAGUCAUUUACUGGGCCAACCUCAUGGACGGAGAGCUGGGCGAGAUUAAAAACGUCACCACCACGCAGCCCUCCCUCGAGCUGGAUGGGCUGGAGAAAUACACCAACUACAGCAUCCAGGUGCUGGCCUUUACCCGGGCUGGAGACGGCGUCCGGAGCGAGCAGAUCUUCACCCGGACCAAAGAGGAUGUUCCAGGUCCCCCUGCCGGAGUCAAGGCGGCCGCGGCCUCAGCCUCCAUGGUCUUCGUGUCCUGGCUCCCACCCCUCAAGCUGAAUGGCAUCAUUCGAAAGUACACGGUGUUCUGCUCGCACCCCUACCCCACAGUGAUCAGCGAGUUUGAAGCCUCUCCUGACUCAUUUUCCUACAGAAUUCCUAACCUGAGUCGGAAUCGUCAGUAUAGCGUCUGGGUGGUGGCCGUGACCUCAGCCGGCAGGGGCAACAGCAGUGAAAUCAUCACCGUGGAGCCUGUUGCUAAAGCUCCGGCACGAAUCCUGACUUUCAGUGGCACGGUGACUACUCCCUGGAUGAAAGACAUUGCCUUGCCUUGUAAAGCUGUUGGGGACCCCUCUCCUGCCGUAAAGUGGAUGAAAGACAGUAACGGGACACCCAGCCUGGUAACGAUUGAUGGGCGGAGAAGCGUCUUCAGUAAUGGUAGCUUUGUCAUCCGCACGGUGAAGGCAGAGGAUUCUGGCUAUUACAGCUGCAUCGCCAAUAACAACUGGGGGUCGGAUGAAAUUAUCUUAAAUUUACAAGUACAAGUUCCACCAGAUCAGCCUCGGCUCACAGUUUCAAAAACCACCUCUUCUUCCAUCACCCUCUCGUGGCUCCCUGGGGACAAUGGAGGCAGUUCUAUAAGAGGUUAUAUACUGCAGUACUCCGAGGACAACAGUGAGCAGUGGGGGAGUUUUCCCAUCAGCCCCAGCGAACGCUCCUACCGCCUGGAAAACCUGAAGUGUGGGACUUGGUACAAGUUCACUCUCACUGCACAGAACGGAGUGGGACCCGGGCGCAUAAGUGAGAUCAUAGAAGCGAAAACAUUGGGCAAAGUACGAGGCACUUGGACAGCAAUGAUGCUGUGGGUACUUCCCACUGUCUGGACCACAGCCCAGCGAACCUCCCUCUCCAAGUCCUAUAUCCUGUAUGACCUGCAGGAGGCCACGUGGUAUGAGCUGCAGAUGAGGGUGUGCAACAGCGCAGGCUGUGCAGAGAAGCAGACCAACUUCGCCACGCUCAACUACGAUGGCAGUACAAUCCCCCCACUCAUUAAGUCAGUUGUCCAAAGCGAUGAAGGGCUGACAACCAACGAGGGGCUCAAGAUGCUGGUGACCAUCUCCUGUAUCCUGGUGGGGGUCCUGAUGCUGUUUGUGCUCCUGCUGGUGGUUCGGAGGAGGAGGCGUGAGCAGAGGCUAAAGCGGCUGAGAGAUGCAAAGAGUUUAGCUGAAAUGCUCAUGAGUAAAAAUACCCGGACUUCAGACACCUUGAGCAAGCAACAGCAAACCCUGAGGAUGCAUAUUGACAUACCCAGGGCUCAGCUCUUGAUUGAAGAGAGAGACACAAUGGAGACCAUCGACGAUCGCUCCACAGUCCUGUUGACGGAUGCUGACUUCGGAGAGGCCGCGAAGCAGAAGUCCCUGACGGUGACGCACACGGUCCAUUACCAGUCCGUGUCGCAGGCCACGGGGCCCUUGGUGGAUGUUUCAGACGCUCGGCCAGGAACGAAUCCCACCACCAGGAGAAAUGCCAAGGCUGGGCCCACGGCGAGAAACCGGUACGCCAGCCAGUGGACCCUCAACAGACCCCACCCCACCGUUUCAACACACACCCUCACCACUGACUGGAGGCUGCCAACGCCCAGGGCCACAGGCUCAAUGGACAAGGAGAGUGACAGCUACAGCGUCAGCCCCUCACAAGACACAGAUCGAGCGCGAAGCAGCAUGGUCUCCACAGAAAGUGCCUCCUCCACUUAUGAAGAACUGGCCAGGGCCUACGAGCACGCCAAGAUGGAAGAGCAGCUGAGGCACGCCAAGUUCACCAUCACGGAGUGCUUCAUCUCAGACACAUCGUCCGAGCAGUUGACGGCAGGGACAAAUGAGUACACAGACAGUCUGACCUCCAGCACCCCUUCGGAGUCGGGGAUCUGCAGGUUCACCGCCUCUCCCCCCAAACCUCAGGAUGGAGGACGAGUGAUGAACAUGGCAGUUCCAAAGGCACAUCGGCCAGGCGACCUCAUCCACUUGCCUCCAUACCUUCGAAUGGACUUCUUGUUGAACCGAAGUGGUCCAGGCACAAACAGAGACCCGAGCUUAGGGCAGGCGUGCUUGGAGCCACAGAAAAGUCGGACCCUGAAACGCCCCCCGGUCCUUGAGCCCAUCCCCAUGGAGGCGGCCUCCUCCACGGCCUCCACGAGGGAGGGACAACAGUGGCAACAGGGGGCUGUGGCCACAUUACCUCAGCGCGAGGGGGCAGAGCUGGGACAGGCAGCCAAGAUGAGCAGCUCCCAGGAAUCGCUGCUGGACUCACGGGGCCAUUUGAAAGGGAACAAUCCCUACGCCAAAUCCUACACCCUGGUAUAACCAACGGCAUGACUGGACAGCGGCUGUAAAUACGGUUUAACAAAGUCAAUCAAAGCUACCUUUUUUUUACGGAAUUCCAAUAUUUAUAAUGAAAGAAAAUUGCCAAAAUAUAUUAAAAAAAAGAGAGAGAGAAAAUGCUGAAAAAAAAAAAAAAAAACCCACAGACAGUGCAAAGACUCUCCUGCUUUUUUUCUGUCUGAGUGUGAGAUCCAUCUGUCUGGGCAUCUGAUUUUUUGGGAAAGAAGUCCAGUUUUAUGAUCUUCACGGGCUAUUGCAUUUUUACUGAUUUUCUACAAAGUGCAUGGGGGACUCAUUCAACCUUCUGACCGGAAGUUCUAUCACACAAGAUUAAAAAAAAAAAAAAAAAACAGGAAAAAAAAAUUAGCCCUCUUUGUGAAUUUAAAAGGAACCUUGAUUUGGGGGCCGGGGAAAUGUUAGUCAUGUUUGCACAUCUUUCUUUCACAUUAGAAACUGGGUCCCUGAUUCGACCUCCUUCUGUUACUUAGAAUGAGUACCGUCAGUGAAGGGGUGGGGGGAAUCAAUUUGUUUUGGUUUUCUUUUUGGUUUAUUUUUUAAUUUAAUGAGACACUCUUUGCAUUUUGUCUAAGCGAAAUAAAAAAGAAAGGUGGUCUGCCUUUAUUUCGAUGUCUGCUUCUCUUGUCUCCUACUGACCGCUGGAUCCUCCUUCCUAGGGAGGCUUGAGUUUACAAACACCAGGGCUGGACCCAGAACCCAAUUUAAUAAACUAGAGCAGACUCCAAGACUCUGAUCUCUGCAGGACAGUGGGGAAAGAACACAGAAGAUGCAGUGAGUCUGAGUAUUCAUGAGGGGCUGGCCAGGUAUUCUGAGCAUACUCACAUGCUCU
Messenger RNA from Odocoileus virginianus texanus, 6460 nucleotides. Lineage: Eukaryota; Metazoa; Chordata; Mammalia; Artiodactyla; Cervidae. The record is from RefSeq and is a predicted model, not a curated record.